Molecule: messenger RNA, 891 nt
Organism: Corylus avellana
Lineage: Eukaryota; Viridiplantae; Streptophyta; Magnoliopsida; Fagales; Betulaceae
Product: F-box protein CPR1-like
Source: RefSeq, a predicted model, not a curated record
AUGCGCCAAGAAAACAAUGAUUUGGCGCCCCUAAUUCUUUGGAACCCUGCGAUUAGAAUGUCUAUGACUCUCCCUCAACCUUCUUGCAUUGAUGUACCCAUCUACAACUAUUACUGUGUUUACGGGUUUGGUUUUGACCAUAUAACUAAUGAUUACAAGGUACUGAGAAUGGUGUUUCAUGCGUACAAAUCUUUUUUGCUUCGGGCAGAGCUUUACAAACUCCGCACAGGUUCUUGGGAGACUGUUGGGGGUGUCGACAAUUUUCAGUAUGUUGCAUAUAGAGGUAGGCAGGCUUUAGUGAAUGGAGCAAGUCACUGGAUUGGGUGUCAUAAAAGUUAUAUGCCGAUUGAAUCUCGUGACUUUUCUGAAUUUGUGGUUGUGUUGUUUCAUAUGUGUCACGAAGAAUUCCGAGUGAUGAAGCUUCCAGAUCGUUUAAGUAAUUUUCGGUCUGAUGAUGCUAUUCUUAAGGUUUCUGAUGGAUUGCUUUCUUUAUUUAUAAAGCAUAGACAUGCUUCCUUGAGUUGCAACAUUUGGUUGAUGAAGGAAUAUGGCGUAGUAGAGUCUUGGAGUAAACAAUAUACUCUUGAUUUAGAGGGUUGGUGCUUUGAGCGGAUGUACUCUUUUAGGAACAACAAAAAGAUUUUGGGAACAGAGCGAGAAAAGCCAUUCUUAUAUGAUCCCGAGACAGACAUAUUCACCAGUCUUGGAAAUCUAAGAAUGAAAGACGAUGGAUUUUUUUUUACCACGAGUACUUUCGUUGAAAGUCUUGUUUUACUUAAUCAAGUAAAUGCUUUACAAACAUGUCAGACUUGUUUAAAGAAGGCCGGUGAUGCGACUCAAAGAAAAGAAAGGAAAAGAAUAGAAAAGGAAGACAUGCAAAAAGAUGGCUAA